AUGGCGUCCGCCAGUGAAAUCGAGAACCCCGACCAACUCGUCACCUCCAGCAACCCGGAGCACCCUGCUAACCUUAUCCCCUCGCUCUGUGCGAAAUUCUGGCACCUCGGUUGGGUCACGGGCACCGGCGGCGGUGCUUCCAUUCGUGAUGGCGACCUCGUCUAUAUCGCCCCCUCAGGCGUUCAAAAGGAGCUCAUGAAGGCCCAGGACAUCUAUGUCUUAUCCCUCGCAGCCCAAGAAGCGUCUCUCAAGAACCGCGUCUACCUCCGCUCCCCGCCUUCUUACAAGCCAUCCCAGUGCACCCCGCUCUUUCUCGCCGCCUUCACCCGCCGGGGUGCCGGCUGCUGCAUCCACACGCACUCGCACUGGGCCGUCCUCGUGACUCUCAUCCUCGAGGGCAAGGGACCCGGUAAUGACAAGCUCUUCGAGAUCAACAACAUCGAGCAGAUCAAGGGUUUCGGCAAAGGAUUCCAGAAGCAGGGCAACCUCGGAUACCACGACACGCUCCGCAUCCCCGUUAUCGAGAACACAGCACACGAGGAGGACCUCACUGAAUUUCUGGAGGAAGCCAUGGAUAAGUAUCCCGACACCUACGCUGUGCUCGUCCGCAGACAUGGUGUUUAUGUCUGGGGUGACAACGUCCACAAGGCUAAGACUCAGUGCGAGAGCUUGGACUACCUGUUCCAGUUGGCUGUCGAGAUGAAGCAGUUGGGCAUCCCAUGGAUCAGCGACAUUCCAGUGGUUCAGCCUACCAGGAGCUAG
Molecule: messenger RNA, 762 nt
Organism: Colletotrichum truncatum
Lineage: Eukaryota; Fungi; Ascomycota; Sordariomycetes; Glomerellales; Glomerellaceae
Product: apaf1-interacting protein
Cellular component (GO): cytoplasm
Molecular function (GO): metal ion binding; methylthioribulose 1-phosphate dehydratase activity
Source: RefSeq, a predicted model, not a curated record